Dermacentor silvarum is the source of this 1001-nucleotide messenger RNA. Its product is annotated as cullin-associated NEDD8-dissociated protein 1-like. Gene Ontology annotation, cellular component: nucleus. The record is from RefSeq and is a predicted model, not a curated record. The transcript is spliced from 6 exons. Gene Ontology annotation, biological process: protein ubiquitination; SCF complex assembly. NCBI's taxonomy places the organism in Eukaryota, Metazoa, Arthropoda, Arachnida, Ixodida, Ixodidae. The coding region runs from base 7 to 993 and encodes 328 amino acids.
CUGGUGAUGAGCUGCAGUCAAGGCCUUUUCAAUAAGCUGAUGGACACACUGCUAGAAGAACUGGCAAAAAAUUCUUCAACAUCCACCACGAGAACAUACAUCCAGUGCAUAGGAACUAUAAGUCGGCAGGCAGGACACCGCAUGGGCGACCACUUGGAGCGCCUGAUGCCCCUGAUGGUGGAGUACUGCCGAGUGGAAGAUGAUGAACUGCGGGAACAUUGCCUGCAGGGCUUCGAGAGCUUGCUUCGUCGCUGCCCCAAGGAACUGGCACCCCACGUGCCCACAAUAAUGAAGAUUUGCCUGGAGUAUAUCUGCUAUGACCCCAACUACAACUAUGAUGAUGAGGAUGAUGAGAAUUCUAUGGACAUGGACAGAGAUUCUGGCGGGGAGAGUGAAGAUGAAUAUAGUGAUGAUGAUGACAUGAGCUGGAAAGUACGUCGGGCUGCAGCGAAAUGCCUGGAGGCAGUCAUUGCCACCAGGCACGAAAUGCUCUCAGAAUUCUACCGUGUAGUUUCACCUGCAUUGAUUGCACGCUUCAAAGAGCGAGAAGAGAAUGUGAAAGUGGACAUACUGCAAGCCUACAUUGCACUGUUGCGGCAGACUCGACCACUCGUCACCCCAUGUGUUGGCGGCCCCCUCAGUGGUGACGACCCACGCACCCUGGUUGCGGCCCAAGUGGGACCUCUGGUGAGGGGCCUUCAGAGGCCCCUGCGUGAGCGUGCCCUGAAGACCCGCCAGGGUUGCUUGGCGCUACUGACGGAGCUGCUGCUGCUGCUGCCUGGUGCUCUGGCCGACUAUCUUCCAGCACUGCUACCUGGUUUACACUUCUCGCUGAGUGACCGAGCAUCCAGUUCCAACAUGAAGAUUGACACCCUUGCCUUCCUGGGGUGUCUGCUUUCGCACCACAGUCCCCAGGUGUUCCACCCGCACAUCGAAACACUGCUGCCUGUGAGUACUAGUGCUGGGAAACAUUGGUGUACCACUGGCUGCUGAGCUGAUGU